Molecule: messenger RNA, 678 nt
Organism: Drosophila hydei
Lineage: Eukaryota; Metazoa; Arthropoda; Insecta; Diptera; Drosophilidae
Product: protein PBDC1
Exons: 3
Coding region: 89-580 (163 amino acids)
Cellular component (GO): cytoplasm
Source: RefSeq, a predicted model, not a curated record
UUUUAGCUAUCGAUAAGUGCAAUCGUCGGCGCACAUUGUGAUUGGAGCCGCUGAAACGUGCAGUUUUUUUUAAUAAACACAAUAGAAAAUGGAAUUAUUGCAUGGCGCGUCACUACUUUCGAGGCCAGCCGACGAAUUCGGAAAUGAUUCGCUUGUGGAGGAAAUGUGGGCGGCCAAAGCACUCGAGCAUGCCGAAGUGCAUUUUAAUCUCCUGACAAGUGUGCCGCCCACACAGCUGCGAUUGACGCCAUACGAUGAUCAAAUCUAUGCCACCUUUCGCCAAGACUUUCCCGAUUUGCAGGUGGCUCGACUCAGCGAUGAAACUCUCAAAUCGGCGGCAGAAAAGUUGAAAUGGCGUCAAUUUGCUGAGAAAUUCAAUAAAAUGGAAGACUAUUCGUAUGGUACUCUGAUGCGUGCUGACGCCAGCAAGGAAUUCUCACCAGACAACUCGAUAUUCGUCUUUCGCGUUCAGUUCUUGGCCAUUGAAAUUGCCCGAAAUCGUGAGGGCCACAACGACAAGGUGCACAACAGCCAUCGCCCCACGAAGAAGACGCAAAGCAACGAGGAGACCGCUCAAUGAGGAAUAGCAACAGAUUUGUCUGUUUUAGUUUAGUUUUAAAAGUUAUUAAAGUGCAGCAUUUAUGGCUGUAAGACAUGCCAGGACUUUCACUAGAUAAA